Messenger RNA from Raphanus sativus (radish), 900 nucleotides. RefSeq lists its product as uncharacterized. Gene Ontology annotation, molecular function: rRNA binding; structural constituent of ribosome. Bases 384 to 764 code for a protein of 126 amino acids. Gene Ontology annotation, biological process: ribosomal large subunit assembly; translation. Gene Ontology annotation, cellular component: ribosome. The transcript has 2 exons. Lineage: Eukaryota; Viridiplantae; Streptophyta; Magnoliopsida; Brassicales; Brassicaceae. The record is from RefSeq and is a predicted model, not a curated record.
ACAGCUAAAAGCGUGCAUCUUCUUCGCUAAUAUUAUUAGCAAACAUGAGAUUAUUUCAAAUUGUCUCAUAAUGAAGACGUCGGAGACACAUAGGCAACUUCCCGGCGAAGUUUUCUCCCGAGCUUUCUUUUGAUUCAAGUCUCAUCUUCUUCCUAACGUGCUAAUGUUUUUUCCCUGACGUGGCAGCACACGUCUUCUGUUGGGCGAUAAUGGAUGAGGCCCAUUAACUUGAGUAAUGGGCUUUACUGUGUUAAAUGGGUUAUUUAAUUGUGACCGGGUUUGGAUCUGGUCCGACCCGACAGGGAGUUGAAAAACAAAGGGAAAACACACAGAGAGGCGGCGUUAAACAGUGAGAGAGACAAGGAAGAGGAAGAGGAAUAAAGAUGAACAAGAAGGAGAUCUUCAAGCUAGCAAAGGGUUUCAGGGGAAGAGCGAAGAACUGCAUAAGAAUCGCGAGGGAGAGAGUGGAGAAAGCUCUUCAGUACUCUUACAGAGACAGGCGCAACAAGAAACGUGAGAUGCGAGGUCUCUGGAUCGAGCGUAUCAACGCCGGCUCUCGUCAGCACGGUGUGAACUACGGUAACUUUAUCCACGGACUGAUGAAGGAGAACAUCCAGCUGAACCGUAAAGUCCUCUCUGAGUUGUCUAUGCACGAACCUUACAGCUUCAAAGCACUCGUUGACGUCUCCCGCAACUCCUUCCCUGGUAACAAGAACGUUGUCCAAGCCCCUCGGAAAGUAGACAUUUCUUCCAUUAAUGCCUAGUUAUUAUGAACAUGUCUCUCCUUUCUUGUUCUCUUUCAAACAAAGAACACAUACCGUUUAGUUUUUUUUUGUUUGAAUCACAUGAACACAAACAAGAGCUUCACAAUCUUUGAGCCAAUGUAUUUCUGUCUUCUUA